Molecule: messenger RNA, 1041 nt
Organism: Debaryomyces hansenii CBS767
Lineage: Eukaryota; Fungi; Ascomycota; Pichiomycetes; Serinales; Debaryomycetaceae
Exons: 1
Coding region: 1-1041 (346 amino acids)
Molecular function (GO): pseudouridylate synthase activity
Source: RefSeq, a predicted model, not a curated record
AUGAAGCAACAUAAACAUUACUUAUCAAGAUGUCAAUUCGCCAUAACUACAAAGUUGAGAAGAAAUUUUGUUUCAAUUCCUUUAGUAAUUUCGGAAGAAAUACAACAAACUUUGAAUGAUAAACAGAAGCCAAUUGUCUCCUUAGAAUCAACAAUUAUCACUCAUGGAUUGCCCUAUCCUGAUAAUUUAUCUAUGGCAACUGAAGUGGAGAGAAUAAUUAGGGCCAAUGGUGCAGUUCCAGCUACAUGUGCUUUUAUAGAGGGAAUACCGUAUGUUGGAUUAACAUCACACCAACUUGAAUAUUUAUCCGAACAGGCUUCAAAGAAGGAAAUAAAUAAGGUUUCUCGUCGGGAUAUUGGAUAUACUAUGGCCAAUAAGGUAAACGGUGGUACCACCAUUGCACUGACAAUGAUUUUAUCUCAUUUAGCAGGAAUCAAAGUAUUCGCUACCGGUGGAUUAGGGGGAGUUCAUAAAGACGGGCAUUUAACAAUGGAUGUUUCUGCUGAUUUAACUGAAUUAGGCAGAACUCCAGUAUCUGUCGUAUGCGCCGGACCAAAAUCAAUUUUGGAUAUUGGUUUAACUAUGGAGUAUUUGGAAACACAAGGUGUCUUCGUUGGCACGUAUAACGAUAAUAAUAGAACCAGGAUUGAAAUCCCUGGCUUUUACUGUCGUGAUUCAGGAAUUCAAUCGCCAUAUUCAUUUAAUUCAUUUGUUCAAGCUGCGUCAAUAAUUCAUAGUCAAAAUAAUUUGAUGUCUUUAAAGUCUGGGAAUGUCUUUUGCAUCCCCCCACCUGAGGAUUCAGCCUUGCCUUCGGAACUUAUUAAUAAUAUAAUUGAAAAAGCUAAUGAAGAAGCAAAAGAAAAAGGUAUAAGGGGAAAAAAUUUAACCCCAUUUUUAUUAAGCAAAAUUGCUAAUGAUACUAAGGGAAAAUCAGUUGAAUGCAACAUUAAUUUUGUCUACAAUAACGCUGUAUCUGCAACUAAAAUUGCUAAAGAAUUACUUUUAUUGGAAAAUAAUAGUGAGCCUAAUGUAUGUUAUUAA